This is a messenger RNA of Strongylus vulgaris, 354 nucleotides long. The record is from the annotation of a GenBank genome assembly. Lineage: Eukaryota; Metazoa; Nematoda; Chromadorea; Rhabditida; Strongylidae.
AUGAAAGCGAUUUCUGACGCUUGGGAAAAAGAAUACUACGCUGGAAAUCUUGUGGGAACCAUUGAUAAUUAUUUCCACACUGAUGCCGUAGUCGUACAGAAAGGAGUUGGUGCGCAAUAUGGCAAAAAGGCCAUAAAAGAGAUGUUCAGUAAAAUGGAAGAGGAAUACGGACAAGUAAAAUUUGAGCGGAAGAAUGAGAAAGCGUGUGGUUGUGACUGCUGUAUAUGCAUGUCUUGCGAAGUCAUCAUUGACUCACCAAAGAAGGGUAAAGAGCGUGGAAAUUCUUUCCAAAUUUGGAAGCAAGAAGAUGGAAAAUGGAAGUUGUACCAUGACGAAUUUGAAAUUCUAAAGUGA